Messenger RNA from Prinia subflava (tawny-flanked prinia), 5673 nucleotides. RefSeq names its product TBC1 domain family member 24 (gene TBC1D24). The record is from RefSeq and is a predicted model, not a curated record. Gene Ontology annotation, cellular component: nucleus. The transcript is spliced from 8 exons. Lineage: Eukaryota; Metazoa; Chordata; Aves; Passeriformes; Cisticolidae. Gene Ontology annotation, biological process: response to oxidative stress. The coding region runs from base 161 to 1837 and encodes 558 amino acids.
GCCCUUCCCACGGCUGCCGCGCCCUCUGCGCAGGCGCGGCCGCUCGCGCCCCCGGUCCCGCCGGACGCGGCCCGGAGCGGCGGAGAGCGAAAAAUCCAAAGUCCAUCAAUGAAUAAGGUCUCUGUUCUCAUGAUUUAUGUGAUUUGCUUCUCUUGGAGCCAUGGAUGAAUACAGCUGCUUUGUGGACUGGGACAAAAUGGAUGUGAGUGCCCAGAGCCAGGAUACAAAAGAGCUCACCUGCACAGACUUCCAUGAGCUCAAGCAGCUGGCCCGGCAGGGCUAUUGGGCCAAAAACCACUCUCUAAGAGCCAAAGUGUACCACAAACUCAUCAGCAAUAUCCCGUGCCGUACAGUGACCCCAGAUGCAAACGUGUACCGGGACAUUGUGGUGAAGAUCAUUGGAAAACGCAACAGCAGCUCCCUUCCGCUGCCGGAGUUUGUGGACAACAGCCUGAUCCCCACGUACUGCCUGAACGCGGAGGGCGUCGGGGCCAUCAGGAAGAUCAUCCUGUGCAUCGCCAAUCAGUUUCCAGACAUCUCCUUCUGCCCGGCACUGCCCUCGGUGAUCGCGCUGCUCCUGCACUACAGCAAGGACGAGGCUGAGUGCUUCGAGCAGGUUUGUCGCAUCCUGGCUUGCAACGACCCGUCCAAGCGGCUCAUCGACCAGACCUUCCUGGCCUUCGAGUCCUCCUGCAUGACCUUCGGGGACCUGGUCAACAAGUACUGCCAGGCAGCCCACAAGCUGAUGGUGGCAGUGUCUGAGGACGUGCUGGAGGUGUACUCAGACUGGCAGCGGUGGCUCUUCGGGGAGCUGCCCAUGGCAUACAUUGCACGGGUCUUCGACGUCUUCCUGGUGGAAGGGUACAAAGUUCUCUAUCGUGUCGCACUGGCUCUUCUGAAAUUCUUUCACAAAGUCAGAGCUGGGCAGCCCAUGGAGUCUGACAGCAUCCAGCAGGACAUUCGAGCCUUUGUGAGGGACAUCGCCAAGUCGGUGUCGCCAGAGAGGCUCUUGGAAAAAGCCUUUGCUAUCCGCCUUUUCUCUCGGAAGGAGAUCCAGCUGCUGCAGAUGGCCAACGAGAAGGCUUUGCAGCAGAAGGGCAUCACGGUCAAACAGAAAAGUCUUGCACCUCCAAAAAGGCAGAAUGUGCACUUGGCAGUUCAUGCUGAGAACUUCAAAUCAGAAAUUGUCAGUGUGAAGGAGAUGCGGGAUAUCUGGUCAUGGAUCCCAGAGCGAUUUGCACUGUGCCAGCCCCUCCUCCUUUUCACCACCUUGGAACAUGGCUGUAGUCUGAGCAGGUUCUAUUCCCACAGUGAAGGACACGAACCAACUCUGCUCCUCAUCAAGACAACAGCAAAAGAGGUCUGUGGGGCUUACCUGUCCACUGACUGGAGUGAGCGCCGGCGAGGAGGGAACAAGCUGAGUUUCUUUGGAACUGGGGAGUGCUUUGUGUUUAGGCUGCAGCCAGAAGUGGAACGCUAUGAGUGGGUGAUCAUAAAACAUCCAGAACUAGCCUCGACUGGAUCAGAGACAGAAAACCAUGCCCAGCCAGCUUCCAGCACCCUUUCCUCCAGCAGCAUCCCCUCAGAUCGCCUUUCUCCCUUUUUAGCAGCUAGGCACUUCAACUUGCCUUCCAAAACAGCCUCUAUGUUCAUGGCUGGCAGCAGCGAAUGCAUCAUUGUAGGAGGUGGUGAUGGCCAGGCUCUGUAUCUCGAUGCAGAUCUGAACCACGGGAGAACCAGCCACUGCAACACUUUCAAUAACCAGCCACUGUGCUCUGAGAGCUUCCAGAUCUCCAUCCUGGAGGUGUGGGGCUUCAGGGACACCAUGAAUGGUUGAUGUGACUAUCAUUAAUCAGCUAGUUUUUCAGUUGUCCAAGGUAAAUUCCGAUACCGGAGCUAAGUUAGAACAUCCUUUUGGCUGGACUCAGUGCUGUGAGACAUUCCUAAGUGAUACACUUGGAUGCAGGCCUAGUUGUUUACUCUUAUUUUAUUUAAGACAGGUCAGGGUGAAGUAAUGUAUCUGGUUAACUGUUUGUUCCUUUACCUCUAGGCUUGUCCCUUUACCUCUAGAGAUCUGUAUUCAGGGACUGUUGGUAAAAAUGAAAAUGUGAUGAGUUCAGAGCCAUGUUAGAUGGAUACAGGUCCAAAUCAUGGGAUAGGUUUGAGCCCGCAGUUCCUCGGAGGCACAGCCCUGGCUGAGCUGUGCUGCAGAGCUUUGAGCCACUGGCACCAGUACCUGGCCUGAGCCAGGAAUAUCAAAUGUCUCCUCACAAGGAACACUGGUGACCUCAGAUUUGACAUAGAGCAGCAGUUCAUAAAAUCAUUGCUCUCCUAUGAGCAGACGUGCAGACGCAUCAGUACCAUUAAGAAGUUACAAAGCUCUUCAUUCACACCAGAAUCAUGACUGCUGAUCUUCUUGUACCAAAACCUUUGACAUGUUCUAGUUGCAUAUGUUUGAGCAGUCUGCCUCUGAAAAAGGCAUCCAGGCUGGACAGUGAUAUCUCCAAGUCUUGAUUUUGUUUACAUUCCUAUUCCAUAUCAGUAUGAUGACUUCAUAGUGACUUCCUGUGUCAGACAGCUGAAAGCCAGAGAGUAGCUGCAGUGCUCAGAAAUGUUCCUUUCCUUAUCUUUCCUGGGAGCUGAAAUGAAGCUUUAAAUCUGAAAAUAACUGUGUUGAUAUCCCUGUGUGUUUGGGGAAUUAGACAUGGUGAUAACAGAAGCUUAAUGCUCUCCCCACAAGUAAAGGAAGAAAGGCAGAAGGAAAAUCUGGGAAUGAAUGAGUUUCCCAGGAGAACUGGAGGCAACACUGUUUCUCCAGAUGUCCUCCAGGUGAUGAGGUACCUCCUGAGAAGGUAACAGUUUUCCUCCUGUAUAUUCUUGUAGGGUUUGGGUGAUGCAAUGAGGCUUUGCUCAUUUUUGAGCAUUCCUACAUUCUCUGCAGGCAUGCCUCGUGGCAUGUGCUGUCUAGAGGCAAUUCCCCAGAGUCUUUAUCCAAAAAUUGCACUAUCUGUUGUGGAACUUCUCCCACAUGAAGCACAAAUCCAUAAACAUCAGUGAGUAGUCCAGAACAUACAACAGGAUGCUCAGAGCUUCAGUGAGUAACUCACUAGUAAGAUUUAUCACAACAGGAAAAAUGAAGGGAAAGAGAAAUUACUGAUUUUCUAAACAGUUCAAUGUAAAAAAUAGCUGUAGUGUGGGUUUCCUUCUUAAUGUUAUUGCUACUUAAUGUUAUUGCUACUUAAGCUUGAAGUUCAUUCAAAGGAAAAAAAUAAAUUAAUAAUGUUAAAAGCUAGGCUGGACAGGAUCACAUUCAUAUUCAGAGGUCAGAGGAGAGUUUUGAGUCAUGUUGACUUGUCCAGCUUGCCAGCCAUGACAGUACUUCAUGACUUGGUAAAGAGUUGCUUCUUGCAGAGUAUGUGAAUAAACCUGGCAAAAAUAAGAUUUGCUUUUUAAGGUGCCAUGUUGAAUUUUUGUCAAAAUAACUCUGAAAAAUUAGCCUAUGUGCAGAACAGUUUAAGAUGUCUUUUGCACCAUUUGUAUUUGCAAUUGGAUUCUCUCACCCUGUCUGAGAGUCAGCAUUGGGCCUCCCUUUCUCCUUCCCACACUGGGAUUUCUGCCCAGUUGUCUUUUCACAGGUUUACCAUAAGCUUGAUUGAACUGCAAGAGGUAAUUCAAUUAUACUGAUAUAUUUUGAUGUGGAAGAACUCAGUCAUAUCUGGCUUUUUGCAAACACUGGCUGAUGCCGCCUUCUAUGUUUCCAAGCCACCCAUGUCACUUUGCCCUUGCAGGUAUCCCACAAGCUUCCUCAGACAAAAGAAAUCACUCAAAAAAUAUAAGUUCUCCUUAGUGUAGGUGGGAUUUCCAUUUGGUUUGCAUCUUCUCUUUUGAACUUGUCUGAGGAGGUAUCCUCAGGAACAAAAAACAACUCAAAACCACAAUAGUAUUAAUUCCCAGCUUGUUGUCAGAAAUUCUCUGGAGCUGUGUGUUGGUAGAAUUUGUGAGACUGUAAUGUUCUACUCCAAAUGAAUACAUUUUAUCUGCAAAAACUUGGCUGCAUCUGACAGUGUGAUGGGAUUUCCUCGCUCUCAUCCCUGCCGGGUGCAACUAUGUCAAUACCUUGUCUUAAACCAUAUCUAAGAAACAUUCCUCAGAAACAUAUUCCCUUCCCUGCUCUGUUCUUGGUGCACAGUGGUUUGGGUAUUUGGAAUCUGAAAUAACUCCUGGUUGCUCAGAAACUCCGUGUGAGAAUCCAAGGAGCAGUACUGGACACCAGGCACGGGACUGGCUUGGCUUGAUAAAGCACUGCUCUGCCACAGCCACCCUGUGGGACUGGUCUGUGUGGUUUGAACUGGAAUAGCCUGGAUGAGCAAGAAGCUGCAAUAAUCUAGGGAGAACAGUUCUACAGUGCUGCAGCAACUUCACACAGUCCUUGUAUUCAGUAAAAGUGGAUAUUCCUUGUCAUGUGCAAAUCCUCAUCCAUCAUUCCUCUUGUGGUUGUGAGACACCUUAGAAGAACAGUGUUUUGACUUGGUCAUCUUUCCAGUAGCAAAGAGGCAUUUUUUCUCUCUGUGUAGUUAAUGGUUGUUGCUGAUCAACUGUAUAUCAAGGUUCAAACCCUUUGUUUCAUGCAAAGCUCUUGAAAUGGAGGCCACAGGCUGGUUUUGAAGAUAAUGACUACAAUGGACACCUUAUCAGAAAGUGAAGUUAUCUCAAGUACUCCAGCCACGAAGUGCUUAAGUCAGUUGUUACUUGCAGCUCUAAACAACUGUUGAAGUAGGCUGUAAUCCCUGUCUGUGGUCCUGCUGGCAGCAGGCUUGGGCGUGGUGUUGGUCACCACAGUUGUGCAAGAGUGUCUGCUUUCCUGAGAAGCUGUUCUUUGCUUUGUCAUAUUCCUUGAAGGCAGAAAAGAUUAGAAACUGCUGACAUCAGAAACCUGGCCUGACUGUAAAUGGCAACCAAGCUGUUUGCAGGCCACAGAAACUGUAUCUAGCUGCAGCUAGGUUGGACAGACUUCACUGCACCUGAGUUGUCUUUCCUGCAGCUCCUGUGCUUCAGCACACUCCUUUUUCUGAUGCAGCACAUUAAUCAAUCUCCUGUUAACAGAGGCAAAUUAGCAAAGAGAAGGGGAAAAAAUCUCAUUUCCUCUCUGGUGACUUAUCUGAAGUCAAAUGGAAUGGGGGCCAGUACUGUUCUUUAAAGAGUUAAACUAUGCCAAUAGAGAUCUGUGGUGACCCACAGAAGGGUGACAUGUGCAGAUCCAUCAACUUCUCUUCAUGUCUGUAUGUUGAAAUUGUGUACUUUGUCCUGGAAAUUCAUCCUCAUUUUUGGUGAGGUGUGGUCUCCUCUGCCCAUGGGGAAACUGAUGCCACAGCCAGGAGCUGACCCACAACUGUGGCACUGUGAGAGCUCAGCUCCUGUGAGUGACACUGAGUCAGGCUGUUGGGUGCAGCCGAGGCGUGGGCACCUGGCUGUUUUGCAGCUCUGUCAUGAAUUUCAGACUAUUCAUAGUCGGGUUGACUGUGUGUGUACUAUUUGGGGUGAUGUUUUCUUCAGAUAAGUGAUAAUGUGCUGCUGAAUUGGUUUUCUACCCUAUCUUGGAAUCACUGCCCAACAUCAAUGGUAUCUUUUGUCACUGUUCAGAAUCUAGGAUUAUAUUAAAGGUAUUUGACUGUG